CUCAGGUCUUUUUUGCUCUCAGUUAGGUCACAUUGAUACUGUCUUCCAAAAGAUCAUGUCUUCUGCACAGAGCUGGACUUGUCCCACAGUGAAACUUUCAAAUGGGAUGCAAAUGCCAAUACUUGGAAUAGGCACAUCCCAAGUUGGAGGAUUCUCUCAAGAUACUGUUUUGUAUGCAGUCUGUGAUUGUGGCAUACGCCUCAUUGACACAUCAAAGUAUAAUGGCUUUGAGGUACAGCUGGCUGAAGUUAUCAGAGACAGCGGGGUACCCCGAAGUGACCUGUGGCUCACUAAUAAACUCUGGCCAGAGGACUAUGGAUGUGAAACUGCCAAGAAGGCCUUUGAGAAAUCCUGCUCCCAGAUGGGGGUGGAAUAUCUUGACAUGUACAUGUUGCACUGGCCUGGCUCGAUGCCACCUGGUCGCUGCAACAGAGAACUGAGAGCUGAGGCCUGGAGAGCUUUGGAGGAACUUCAUGAAGAGGGCUUGUGUCGUACUAUUGGGGUUAGCAACUUUAUGAUUCACCACCUGGAGCAGUUGAAGCAGGACUGUACUGUGGUGCCACAUGUUAAUCAAGUGGAGUACCAUCCAUUCCAGCAGCCCAAUAAGCUGAUCGAGUACUGCCGUGAGGAGGGUAUUGCGUUUCAGGGGUACUGCCCUCUGGCCAAGGGUCAAGCCCUAAGUAACCCCACUAUUGUCCAGCUGGCACAGAAGUACGAAUGUACACCUUCUCAGAUCUGCAUCCGCUGGAGUAUUCAGAAUGGAGCCAUUACAAUACCAAAGUCAACCAAGGAGCGUGUUUUAGAAAAUUGUCAGGUGUUCGGAUUCCAGCUGGAGGAGGAAGACAUGGAGGCUAUAAACAAGUUGCAUGAUGGGAGACAUGUGUCCUGGGAUCCAACAAAUGUGGAGUAACGAAAUGUUAGAAAACUCAGUGUUUGUCCUGGAAUUAGUUUUGUCAUUAGCUGAAGAACUAAUAACACAAGGCAUAUUUUCUGCAGAAAUAACUCUUUUAUGAAGUUAUCA
Messenger RNA from Morone saxatilis (striped sea-bass), 1021 nucleotides. RefSeq names its product glyoxal reductase-like. The record is from RefSeq and is a predicted model, not a curated record. Gene Ontology annotation, molecular function: oxidoreductase activity. Lineage: Eukaryota; Metazoa; Chordata; Actinopteri; Moronidae.